Messenger RNA from Punica granatum (pomegranate), 648 nucleotides. NCBI's taxonomy places the organism in Eukaryota, Viridiplantae, Streptophyta, Magnoliopsida, Myrtales, Lythraceae. The record is from RefSeq and is a predicted model, not a curated record.
CUGGGAUGGUGACAAGUGUGUUAACUUCCAAAUCUCGCGUUUACAUCCCCUGCCGCUUGGUCAGGCGAUUCGAACUAUAAAUACACCCAAAGAAGCCCCGAGUAGAUAACCGCAGCUCAAGUUAUCGAAUACACAUCGAUUCAUAUACAUUUGAGAUCUUGUAACUGAAGAAGCUAAGCCCAAAAGAUGAACAACUCACAGAACAUCAGUCACCAGGCCGGCCAGGCCAAGGGCCAGGCUCAGGAGAAGUCCGGCCAGAUGAUGGAUCAAGUCUCAAACACAGCGCAGUCGUUGAAGGAGUCCGUCCAGCAGACGGGGCAGCAGAUGAAGGCCAAGGCAGUGGACGCAGCCGAUGCUGUCAAAAGCACCGUUGGAGCUCACAAAUAAAUACUCAUAGUCAUCAGCCACCUGAAUUACCAAUAUGCCCCUUUCGUUACUCUUGUUAUCCAGAAUUCUUUUAAUUAACAGUUAAUUGAAUUCUGGUGAUUUUUUUUUAAUAUUCUCUUUUAGGAGUUCAUAAUCCACCCUUUUAUGCGGUGAUGAUUCUUUCACUUUGUUCAUGGGACUGUACGUUGUUAUUUUCUUGUUGAAAAUUAACAAGGGAAGCUCCAAUAAUAUAUCAGUUAUUUAGUUAUUUUCUCGGUUCAA